AUGUCGCCCGCUCUCUUAGCUCUGGUGGCCCUAUGGCUCCCCACAGUUCAGGGGCAGAGUCUGCGAGGGAGCUGGCAGACUUCACAGGCUCCGGCGGCUUCGAGUGCGGAGGAAGCGUUCGCAAUCUUUGACCCGAAGAACCAGUCUUGGGGCGUGCGGAACCUGAUCUCCUGCCGCUACGGUGUGCUCUGCCAUGGCACGGUGGUUUUCAAGGACAGCAAGCCCACGUGUGACGGCACACUCGUGUGCCAGGCGCAAGGCACUGAGGACGCGACCGUGAGAGGCACCAGCACAAACAUCACUGAUAUGAAGGACAGCACGAACAGCACAACUGCUGUGGCAAACCUGCUGGUGUGCCGCUAUGGCUCAUACUGUCAGGGGGGCUGGUCGUAUCACCAUGGGCGCGGGGAGUGCAUGGGCGGGAUGGGUUGCCUACCCCUCCCGUACUAUGCAGGAUCGAACACAAGCGAGCCGCCUCUCAAUCUGGGUAACGCAAGUGACGGCCAAGACACUGCACCGGUGACGUUGAGUCCUGUGGAGCCCACGUAUUGUGCUGUGAACCAGUCCUAUGGCUUCAGCAACUUGAUCUCCUGCCGCUUCGGGGUUGUCUGCCGCGGCACUUGGCUGUGGAUCAACGGUAUCCGCAAGUGCAGUGGAGCUCUAGUGUGCAAGUCCGGGUACAAGGCCACCACAGAUGUUGGUUCAGAUGUUGACUCGAACUUCACGACCAUCAUGCAGGACGACACCAACAGCACAACUGCUGUGGCAAACCUCCUGGUGUGCCUCUAUGGCUCAUACUGCCGAGGGGGCUGGUCGUAUCACCACGGGCGCGGGGAGUGCAUGGGCGGCGGAGUGGCUUGCCUGCCCGGCCCGUAUUACGCGGGCUCUAGCACUAGCACAAGCGAGCCGACUCUCACUUUGGGCGGUGCAAAUCACACCCAAGACACUGCACUGGUGGCGUUGAGUCCUGUGGAGCCCACGUAUGAUGCUGUGAACCAGUCCCAUGGCUUCAGCAACUUGAUCUCCUGCCGCUUCGGGGUUGUCUGCCACGGCACUUGGCUGUGGAUCAACGGUAUCCGCAAGUGCAGUGGAGCUCUAGUGUGCAAGUCCGGGUACAAGGCCACCACAGAUGUUGGUUCAGAUGUUGACUCGAACUUCACGACCAUCAUGCAGGACGACACCAACAGCACAACUGCUGUGGCAAAUCUCCUGGUGUGCCGCUAUGGCUCAUACUGCCGAGGGGGCUGGUCGUAUCACCACGGGCGCGGGGACUGCAUGGGCGGAGUCUUUUGCUUGCCCGGCCCGUACUACACAGGUUCGAACACAAGGAAGCCGACUCUCAAUUUGGGCGGUGCAAGUGACACCCAAGACACUGCACUGGUGGCUUUGAGUCCUGUGGAGCCCACGUAUGAUGCUGUGAACCAGUCCCAUGGCUUCAGCAACUUGAUUUCCUGCCGCUUCGGGGUUGUCUGCCACGGCACUUGGCUGUGGAUCAACGGUUUCCGCAAGUGCAGUGGAGCUCUUGUUUGCAAGUCCGGGUACAAGGCCGCCACAGAUGUUGGUUCAGGCAGUGGUUCGAGCUUCACGACCAUCAUGCAUGAUGACACCAGCAGCACAACUGCCGUGGCAAACCUGUUGCUGUGCCGCUAUGGCUCAUACUGCCGAGGGGGCUGGUGGUAUCACAAUGGGCGCAGGGAGUGCAUGGGCGGAAUCGCUUGCCGGCGCGGGCAAUACAUCAGGCCGCCCCGUCACCUUUCAACCCGAAUCAGAUCUGCCACUUGA
Molecule: messenger RNA, 1782 nt
Organism: Symbiodinium natans
Lineage: Eukaryota; Dinophyceae; Suessiales; Symbiodiniaceae
Source: the annotation of a GenBank genome assembly